ACAGCACCUCCCUGAAAACUGCAACAUUUUCCUCACCUGGAAGAGUAAUUCCAGAAGGUUCACAAAAUGUGUGAUGCAUUUGUAGGAACCUGGAAACUGGUCUCCAGUGAAAACUUUGAUGAAUACAUGAAGGAAGUGGGCGUGGGUUUUGCCACCAGGAAAGUGGCAGGCAUGGCUAAACCCAACAUGAUCAUCAGUGUGAAUGGAGAUGUGAUCACCAUUCGAUCAGAAAGUACCUUUAAAAAUACUGAGAUCUCCUUCAAACUGGGCCAGGAAUUUGAUGAAGUCACCGCAGAUGACAGGAAAGUCAAGAGCCUCAUCACCUUAGAUGGAGGUGCCCUGGUACAGGAGCAGAAGUGGGAUGGAAAAUCAACCACCAUAAAGAGAAAACGAGAAGAUGAUAAACUGGUGGUGGAAUGUGUCAUGAAAGGCAUCACUUCCACCAGAGUUUAUGAAAGAGCCUAAGUCAAGGGACAUGGACCUGGACUGAAGUUUGCAUGGAACUCUGCAACAUUCUAAUGAAUGUAUUGUUCAAAAACAUAUCAUUAUUUGCCAUUAACAAGUGACUAAUCUUUCCUAAGCUGAAUUUUGUUGAACAUGGUUAUGUUGGUUAAAUAAAACUUUUCAGAUUUAGA
Molecule: messenger RNA, 635 nt
Organism: Castor canadensis (American beaver)
Lineage: Eukaryota; Metazoa; Chordata; Mammalia; Rodentia; Castoridae
Gene: Fabp4
Product: fatty acid binding protein 4
Molecular function (GO): lipid binding
Source: RefSeq, a predicted model, not a curated record